Molecule: messenger RNA, 210 nt
Organism: Funneliformis mosseae
Lineage: Eukaryota; Fungi; Glomeromycota; Glomeromycetes; Glomerales; Glomeraceae
Source: the annotation of a GenBank genome assembly
AUGCAGUUUCAAAUUUUUAUUUAUAAAAAGAUCCAAAAUGGAAAGAAACUAAAAACUGGUAUUGUAAAGCAACAUAUUGGUAAGAAUUCACUAUCUAAAUUUAUGAAGGAUCUUAUUCAUGAAACUGGUAUUGAAAUUGAUGGCUUAUUAACUAAUCAUUCUGGGCGAAAAAUAUCAGCACAACUAAUGCAAGAUAUAAAUGUAGAAUAA